Messenger RNA from Hemicordylus capensis (graceful crag lizard), 744 nucleotides. RefSeq names its product placenta-specific gene 8 protein-like. The coding region runs from base 185 to 505 and encodes 106 amino acids. Lineage: Eukaryota; Metazoa; Chordata; Lepidosauria; Squamata; Cordylidae. The record is from RefSeq and is a predicted model, not a curated record. Gene Ontology annotation, biological process: positive regulation of transcription by RNA polymerase II. The transcript is spliced from 6 exons.
AUCAGAUGGCCAUGGAGACCUGUGCUGGACCUGUUACCAUACAGCGAAUCCUGGAGCAAUUACUAGUAGCUGGGUUCUUGCUCUAUGGACCAAAGGACCAGAAAACUAUAGAACAUCUUUUGAUGUAGAGGAUGAAUAUUGCUUUUGUGUGGCAACUGCUAUAAACUACACCCAAGGAGUGGUCAUGAGUCAGCCACAACACGUUCUGGUUGUCCAGCCAAACACAAACCAUUGGCAGACAGGCUUGUUUGACUGCUGUGAUGACUGCGGAGUAUGUUGCUGUGGAAUAUUUUGCUAUGAAUGUUUGGGGUGUGAAGUUGCAGGGAACAUGGGUGAAUGUUGCCUCUGUGGGACAGGCAUGGCCAUGAGGGCCGUCUACCGGACAAAAUACGGGAUCCCAGGAUCCCUUGUUAAUGAUUGUUGCACUGUCCUGUGGUGCCCUGCUUGUGCCCUUUGCCAGCUGAAGAGAGACAUCAAAAAAAGGCGACAAAUGGGAACCUUCUAGGAAGAUUUGUUUGCAUUCAGCAUCUGGCUGCUGUAGAGCUCUAAUGCUUCAUCAUCAUCUUUCAUAAUCAAGCAAAGCAUCAUUUUCAGCAAUAUACCAUAAGCUUGUUCUUCAGGAACUGAUUCAGUUGAUAUUAUUACAGGAAUACAGUUUCUUCUUCUUGACUAUGUAGUUUUGUUAUUGGAAAUUUGUUUUAAAAUUCUGAAAUUUGCGUCAAAAAUAAAAGGUAACUUGAGGCA